GGGUGAAUGGCACCUGUACAGCGGCCGGGGGACAUCUGUUGAGUUUUCAAUCGAAGUAAAUAAAAAUAUUUUUACAAAUUGUGUACAAAAUGCUGCAAAACAUUUGUCGCAUCUGUGCAGUCGACGCCAAUGUCUCUGAAGUAACUAAACUAUUUGAGAAAAGCGCACGCAAACUGUUGCGACAAAUUAAUCUGCUUACCGGUGUUUUCUUAGAGGACAGUUCAGAGUUACCCAAUGUUAUUUGCAAUGUUUGUCUAAAUGAUUUGGCCUGUGCUAUUGCAUUUCGUCGACGUUGCCUGCGUAACCAAAAGAGGUGGCAGUCCAAGAAAUCGGUUGAUCCCGAGCCCGAGCCUGAUCCCGAGCCAGCAGCAGAUGUGGAUGUAGAUGUGGAUGCACAGUCCACUUAUGGUAUUUGUGUGCGUCGAAGUGCACGAACCAACGAACGAUUUGCUUGCGAUCAGGAAGACGAAGUGCCCCUUGGAGCGUUACUCAAAGUGGAUCAUCCAAAGUAUGAAACUGAUGAAGUUGAUCAUUUGGAUGUGGAAAACAACACUGGCAUAGAUCAAGCUUCGGAUUUUUCAGUGUCAGAGGCGGAGCUUCUAGUAACACCAAUCAAAUCAAAACGAAGCUCGCGCUUAGUGAAAUCCACCUUUUUAAAGCGACCGCGCUCUAGGCAAAAACUACCGGUAUUCUUCUGUGAUCAAUGUGGCAACAACGUAACGGGAAAGUCUGCCUUUGAUCGUCAUCUGCGCAAGCAUAGUGGCAUUAGACCCUUCCAAUGCGAACAGUGUCCUUCGCGUUUCCUGUCUGCCGGCGAGCUGAAAGGUCACCAAGUGAUGCAUACCGGCGAUCGCAACUUCCAAUGUCAGUACUGUGAACGUACCUAUGUUAAUCAUAGUGGACGAAAACGACACGAACGCACUCAUACCAAUGAGAGACCAUUUGCUUGUAUUCAAUGUGGCAAGAGUUUCACCAACUCGUACAUUCUCAAAAACCAUAUGCUGGUUCAUACUGGCGAACGAAUGUAUAGAUGUGAUUUAUGCGAUCGUGCUUUUUCGCGGCCAACUCACUUAAAUACACAUUAUCGUUCAAAUACUCACAAACAGAAUGUGGAAAAAUCCUGUGCGGGACAACAGCAAGUUAUAAUAAUGGAAAAGUCAGAGUCAGGAUUCGCCCUUUCACAGGAUACCGUUGGACUCAAAACCGAAGGAAUUGCUAAAGUUGAAGUACCUUUGGGCCACAACCAAUUUUAAAUUAAAGAAAGGUAUUCUUCAGACCGCCGAAGAUUUGAUUUCUUUACGGAGCCCUGUAUUCAAUUUUCGACUAUAUGAUAUAGUAGUCCGACUUAAGCCAAACUUGGUCAACAUCGUUCCAACGGCAGCUAUUUGUUAUAGUUAUUCGAUCUGGCGAUUCCAACAUAUGUAUUGCACCAGGAAAAGCACAAACCUGUAUCGGUUACACUAAGCAUGAUUACGUUGCGGUUUAGUUGACGCAGCUCGCCAUCCUGAUCAGGAAUAUAUCAUUGUGGACGGCAGUCUGCGCUAGUGACGAAAGCAGCACAAUGUGUGCAAAAUAAUACUAGCAAUAUAACUAUGCAGAAGAAUGAACAAUUUUCUACGACUCUCCAAUCAGAUCGACUUAUAUACCGAUCUAAAGGCUUAGUCCUAACCAACAAAAUUGCAUACUCACCUGGUUCAUGAGUUAAGGUGUGUUAUUAUUCUUAUCAAAAAUAAGCGUCGCAUGACACCUCGAUCAUCCCAAUCGGACUACUGGUUCAAAAGAUUAGUGGUUAGUGGACUCCCCAAACUAAUAUGCAAAGUCAGUUUGCGUGUUUGCAACAAUACAUUGAAAAUGCUUUUAAAGUCUAGAAACGUUUUUUCUACGACUUUUAAAAAAACUGUUAGUUUAGCGGGGAAUGCUAAAUGUACACGUCGCAGUUUUCAAGCCAUAGAAGCUACAAAUAUUUUCUACAUAUCGUUGAAAAAGCUAUUUUUAGGGUUUCAGGAAAAAUUGUACAGGUGAAAUAGAGUGUUUUAACUUACAUUUUGCCGAUUUAAUAGAAAAUGGCAAUAACGAUUUUUUUUUUUUAUUAAUUUUCAAUAUGUUUUGUUUAUGAUACAUAUCUUUUAGCUAAGGGGCUUGAAAGAUAUUAGCUGUUAACUGAAUAAAUAUAUUUAAAGAUCGGUCGAAAAUUAAGUUUUAGUACGAAAAACUUUUGUUUUUCGAGAUACCCCAAAAUCUGCCAGAAUAUGCAUUAAAUGUAUCCCGGACCAAACUUUAUUCACAUCGGUUGACUAUACAUAUAGCUGUCAUUAGAACAAACAUACGAAAAUGGAAUGCAUCGAGAACGCGACGAAAAAUGGAAGUCAAUUUUGACUUUAUCUUGAAAAAUGCGAAAGUCUGCGAAAUGUGGCGAGUAAUUUGAAUGAAAUUAUUCUUAUUUCAUAAUAAAAUAAUGUAGCUUUCCAUUUAAAGAAUUA
Messenger RNA from Drosophila innubila, 2480 nucleotides. RefSeq names its product transcription factor Ouib. Lineage: Eukaryota; Metazoa; Arthropoda; Insecta; Diptera; Drosophilidae. Gene Ontology annotation, biological process: regulation of transcription by RNA polymerase II. The transcript is spliced from 5 exons. The record is from RefSeq and is a predicted model, not a curated record. Bases 90 to 1253 code for a protein of 387 amino acids. Gene Ontology annotation, cellular component: transcription regulator complex; PcG protein complex; nucleus. Gene Ontology annotation, molecular function: DNA-binding transcription factor activity, RNA polymerase II-specific; RNA polymerase II cis-regulatory region sequence-specific DNA binding; zinc ion binding.